Messenger RNA from Salvelinus namaycush (lake trout), 1689 nucleotides. RefSeq names its product potassium channel subfamily K member 10-like. NCBI's taxonomy places the organism in Eukaryota, Metazoa, Chordata, Actinopteri, Salmoniformes, Salmonidae. The coding region runs from base 1 to 1689 and encodes 562 amino acids. Gene Ontology annotation, cellular component: membrane. The record is from RefSeq and is a predicted model, not a curated record. The transcript is spliced from 7 exons. Gene Ontology annotation, biological process: potassium ion transmembrane transport; stabilization of membrane potential. Gene Ontology annotation, molecular function: potassium ion leak channel activity.
AUGAAAUUUCCCACAGAGAACCCAAGAAAACCAGGGCACCCCAACCCUUCGCCAGUGGCAGCCCAGACCAAUCUGUUCCCCCAAAAGAAGGUCCAGCCAGGCAUGAUGAGUUCCAGCCUGGUGCAGGCCAGUGUGGCCACCAUGCAGAACCCCAUGGGCUGCACUGUUCCCCGACUCUCUCCGUCAAGGCCCGCCAGCAUGGUGGCCAGUAUGGAGGCGGUGGGCGAGGACGGCUCGCCCCUGUUUACCGUCAUGAAGUGGAAGACGGUGGUGGCGGUAUUCGUGGUUGUGGUGGCAUAUCUGGUCGGGGGAGGUCUGGUGUUCCGGGCCCUGGAACAGCCCUUCGAGAGCAACCAGAAGGUGACCAUCACUGCGGAGAAGGCAGCGUUCCUGCAGAAACACCCCUGUGUCUCACCGACGGAGCUGGAGGCACUCAUCAAGCACUCUGUAGAUGCUGUGAAUGCUGGGGUCAGCCCGAUAGGAGACACAUCCUAUAACUCAAGUCACUGGGACCUGGGCAGUGCCUUCUUCUUCGCCGGAACAGUCAUCACAACCAUAGGGUACGGUAACAUUGCCCCCAGCACGGAGGGUGGGAAGAUUUUCUGUAUCCUGUAUGCAAUAUUCGGCAUCCCUCUGUUUGGGUUUCUGCUAGCCGGUGUGGGAGACCAGCUAGGGACCAUUUUUGUGAAAAGCAUCGCGAAGGUGGAGAAAAUGUUCAGACGCAAACAGAACCAGAUCAGCCAGACAAAGAUCCGAGUGGCCUCCACGUUACUCUUCAUCCUGGCGGGCUGCAUCCUCUUCGUCACCAUCCCUGCAGUCAUCUUCAAACACAUAGAAGGCUGGACAGGACUGGAGGCCAUUUAUUUUGUUGUCAUCACUCUGACAACUAUUGGAAUAGGAGACUAUGUGGCAGGAGGGGACCGGAGGGUGGAGUAUCGUAAUUGGUAUAGACCACUGGUGUGGUUCUGGAUCCUGGUGGGUUUGGCCUAUUUCGCUGCUGUGCUGAGUAUGAUCGGUGACUGGCUGAGGGUUCUGUCCAAGAAGACAAAAGAGGAGGUCGGUGAGAUCAAGGCCCACGCGGCUGAGUGGAAGGCCAACGUGCGCGCAGAGUUCCGGGAGACGCGGCGGCGCCUGAGUGUGGAGGUCAGCGACAAGCUCCAGCGGGCCGCCACCAUCCGUAGCAUGGAGCGCCGUCAGCUGGGCCUGGACCAGCGGGCUGUCUCCAUGGACAUGCUCUCCCCGGAACGCCGUGCCGUCUUCAACAGCCUGGACACCAACCCCUACAAGACCUCGUCCCAAGAGAGCAUUGAUACCAAGCUCAACAACCUGCGUCUGAGAGGGGCCGAGUGUGGUCCACACCGGUCUGACAAUGUGGCCGCCUCGGAGGACAACAUCUUUAAUCGCUUGGGCUCUGUCACCAAGCUGGCCAAGAGGAGCAAGAACCGCGAGCUGAAGAAAAACAUCCCAGAUCAACUACGAUGCAGGCCCUAUAGUACUCCGCCCAUAGAGAUGGGGGAGAGUAAGGAGGAAGAUGAGGAAGAUGAGGGGUUAGACAAAGAGUUCAACACCAGCCUGUCCGAUCUGCCGCUGUUCGUGGAAGUGUGCAAGCCCCAGAACGGUUUUACAGUACCAUUCAUACCACUACAGACCAAAGAUAAAGAAACUGAGGAGGAGACAUUUGAACUGUAA